Aspergillus nomiae NRRL 13137 is the source of this 1464-nucleotide messenger RNA. RefSeq names its product forkhead domain protein. Gene Ontology annotation, molecular function: DNA-binding transcription factor activity, RNA polymerase II-specific; RNA polymerase II cis-regulatory region sequence-specific DNA binding. Gene Ontology annotation, biological process: regulation of transcription by RNA polymerase II. The record is from RefSeq and is a predicted model, not a curated record. The transcript has a single exon. The coding region runs from base 1 to 1464 and encodes 487 amino acids. NCBI's taxonomy places the organism in Eukaryota, Fungi, Ascomycota, Eurotiomycetes, Eurotiales, Aspergillaceae.
AUGGAUCGUCUCUUGGUGCCUCAGGACCUAUUCUUUGACUCAACACCUUCACCUCAAGAAACUACACUACAAUACACUCUGAAACGAGCAGAGACGACUACCUCCUCACACAGUGUCGUUGAUGGCGUACCUUUGGGUGACCUUCGCCACCACUAUCCCUGUCAAGCAGUUGAACACUGGGUGAGGUCCGGGCCCAGCAGUCCAACCUCGAUGAUGCCUUGUCAAAACCCAUGGGCCAUGGAAACCUCAGCCUUCACGCUGCCAUCAUCUCACUCACCUACACCGUCAAUGCCUGAUGGUCUUCCACGUUUCUUUCUUUCCUGCGACAGCGACUGGCCAUCAUCCUCAAUGACGUCGGGUCCGGCCCCAGGGCAGCUAAGGUCGGGGCCGUCUCGUACCAAUGAUAGCAGGACAUGCUCUGAGUGGAUGCGGGAAUCAGGCAAAGAUGUUUCUUACGCUUCGAAGCCUGAUCGCUAUACAGCACCAUCUGAAGCUUUUGGGCCGUAUCAACGCCCAUCUGGCAUUCUUACAACGACCUAUCCCACGGCAGCUCUUACGCCACCGUCGCCGGCCUUUUCGGCCUCGUCGUGCCAGAUGAACUCCCCUGUACUCAAAUCCGAACCUGGCCGCGUUGAUGCGCGAGCAGCACCAGCUAACGCAGAGGAGGAUGCGAACAUAGACCCGCCCUACUCGGCACUUAUUUACCAAGCUCUCCGUGACGCACCCGGUAAGAAAUUAUCUCUUCAGGAGAUUUACGGCUGGUUCGAAGAGAAUACCACAAAAGGAAAGGAUCGCAGUUCCAAAGGGUGGCAAAACAGCAUUCGACACAAUUUAUCCAUGAACGCGGUAUGUCUAUUCCAAAAGUUGGUGCUUCUGUUUUUGUGCUCCUUUACUAAGAAGUCAAAUCUGCUACAGGGUUUUGAGGCUGUUCGAGUGGAGAAAGCACCGGGCAAGAAAGCCCUGAAUUACUGGCGUCUAACAGACGAGGCAAUAACCCACGGUAUCCAGUCUACAACCCGGUAUAGAAAGCAGGCAAAUUAUAAAAAAACAGUGGGAUCAGACCCACCAGCUCCUCAACGCCAACGAUCCGGAGCGAAGGGAGGGAAAGCUACGAAAAUCACCACUAAAUUUCGCGGACUUAUGAACCAGGAUGAGCCACGGAAGGAACGGUACUAUCAACGACUGGUGUCGCAGCGGCGACCACACAAGAUCCUUCACGGUCAACACCACCCGUCACCUGUGACGGCGGCGGUCGUCUCGCGAUUUCAUGCAUCAGGCCUAGCAACACCACUGACUCGCACGUCAGCCGAGCCUUUCGAUUUGGGUAGUAUCGUUGGUAACGCUGACCCUCCUUCAUGCACUGCGAUUUUCUGUGACAUGGCAGGGCCGGGGUCGGACUGUCUAGCGAUGGAGACGGGAUUUCUAGGCUGGAGUAGUCUCCCGCCAUUUCCCCAUGCUUGUUGA